This is a messenger RNA of Daphnia magna, 797 nucleotides long. RefSeq lists its product as uncharacterized. The transcript has 2 exons. NCBI's taxonomy places the organism in Eukaryota, Metazoa, Arthropoda, Branchiopoda, Diplostraca, Daphniidae. The coding region runs from base 70 to 669 and encodes 199 amino acids. The record is from RefSeq and is a predicted model, not a curated record.
CAACUAGAAGUUGGCGCACUGCAACUUGCUGAUUGGCAUCGCAUUCAAGUCAUCAAGAGAAAAAGAAAAAUGCGUUUGGCAAUCGUUUUCAUGUCGUGCUUGUUAUCAGCCUUCGUUGCAGCUGAGCCUUACUACCCUUUCGACUAUUCCGUACAACAUCCGUACUUCCGCGGUGGAUUGCCUUAUCCUUCGAUGGCUGAGCGCGUCGAUCAGGAAGAUGUAAACGGACGCUUGUUUAUCGCCACCGUGACGUUGACUCUGUCGACCGUCACGACCACCUCGACGGCCAUGGCUGUAACGACGUGCACCACAUCGACGGCCGCCCUUGUCGCCUGCGUCGCUGGCCGUCGACGUCGCGACGUUGUCCAGGAAUCCGAAAAAACUGGCCGGGGACUCUUCUACGACGAUAACGAAGCCGACAGUGAAAAAGGCACUUCCUUCUUGCCCAAGCCCAACAUGGUGGAGGAAUCAGCUGACCGUGCAGUUCGCCAACUAGCAGCCUACCCGAUUUUAAUUCAGCCGGGUAUUAACGCACCUGAAAACGUGCGUGCUGGUCGAUUGAUGAUGGCUUUCGCUACGUCUACUGUUACGGCAACGACGACUUCCACAUCGAUCUCGGCCAUGAUUGCCAUUUGCAGCAGCAUUUCCUCUUUCCGCACGUGCGGUUGAUUCUGCAUAUUCGCUGGCCAAAGCUGAUGCGCAAUAUGAUUGAAAAAGUAAAGCAUUUCGUAUCGUUAUUAUUUUGUAUCGUACUCGUUUGGUUUAGGGUAAAAUACACUUUGCAAAACAUUAGGAAA